AAAAAGCAAAACUAAAAAAAAACUAAAAUGGUCCAUAACGUGGCAAGAGCCGUACUGGUUAUAUAAUUAAAAAAUAGAAUAAAGUUAAAGAAAGUCCAUAAAGUGAGGAGAAAAGACUGAGAAAAACAAUAUUUAUUGGAGUACGUGCCAGGUUGGAAUUGCCUUUGGGCUUCAGCAAAAUCUGCCGUGUGUUUAUCUCUGUCUACUUCCUCCAGCAACAUGUGCCAUUUUUUCCCUCUUCUAUUUCUGAUCACCACACUCUGAAAAUUCAUAUUAAAAUCAAGAGAGAAUCAUUUCCUCCUUGAAGAUAAGAACUACCAAAUCCUACAAAAUCCCAACUGGGUUUUCUUCUCUGGGGACAAAAACAGAGAGAGAGAGAGAGAGAGAGAGAGAGAGCCAGAGAGAAGAAAAGAUGUUGGAAGGCAAAGCUUUCGUGGAGGACACAGACAUGCCAGUGAAGAUGCAGAUGCAGGCCAUGGCUGCUGCUUCUCAAGCUCUGGAUCUUUAUGACGUCUUUGAUUGCAGAUCCAUAGCCGCCCACAUAAAAAAGGAGUUUGACAUGAGAUAUGGAGGCGGUUGGCAAUGUGUGGUGGGCUCAAACUUUGGGUGUUUCUUCACUCAUUCAAAAGGAACCUUCAUCUACUUUACACUUGAGAGUCUCAGCUUUCUCAUCUUCAAAGGGGCUUCUUCUCCUUCCUCCUUACCCAAAGGCUAACGCAGUGUUUGGCAGAAAAGAAAAAAAGUUGGAGAUUCAGAAAGGCUGUACAGUUUGCUUUUUUGUUUCCCUUUUUUUGGGUUUUUCUGGUUUUCCUGAACAGGGUUGGUUUUGCAAUGGUGAUGUUUAGGCUAGGCUAUGCUAGGUAUGGACUUUUAUUUUGUGAUCAAGUGCUUUGUAAUGAUUUUCUAUGCAAGCAAUGUGAUAUAGCUUUUAGCUACCUCUUUUUUUUUUUGGAAUCUUUUUUUACUGUUGGUUUCUGGAAUUAAUUUCCUAUCUGACAUUUUCUGGCUCAAAGGGAAGAAAGAAGGACCCAAAACAGGAAAA
This is a messenger RNA of Prunus mume (Japanese apricot), 1042 nucleotides long. Its product is annotated as dynein light chain LC6, flagellar outer arm-like protein. Gene Ontology annotation, cellular component: cytoplasmic dynein complex. Gene Ontology annotation, biological process: microtubule-based process. The record is from RefSeq and is a predicted model, not a curated record. Lineage: Eukaryota; Viridiplantae; Streptophyta; Magnoliopsida; Rosales; Rosaceae. Gene Ontology annotation, molecular function: dynein intermediate chain binding.